Hibiscus syriacus is the source of this 1013-nucleotide messenger RNA. Its product is annotated as transcription factor DUO1-like. The coding region runs from base 48 to 959 and encodes 303 amino acids. The transcript is spliced from 3 exons. NCBI's taxonomy places the organism in Eukaryota, Viridiplantae, Streptophyta, Magnoliopsida, Malvales, Malvaceae. The record is from RefSeq and is a predicted model, not a curated record.
AGAGAAGAGAAGGCGCCAUUCCUUGGUGUAGUUUCAUUAGGGCAACAAUGGAAGGAAAGCGAGUAGAGAUAUUAAGGAAAGGGCCAUGGAAGGCGGAGGAAGAUGAAGUGCUGAUCAACCAUGUCAAGAACUACGGCCCUCGAGACUGGAGCUCCAUUCGAUCCAAAGGACUUCUCCAACGAACUGGCAAAUCUUGUCGUCUUCGUUGGGUCAACAAACUUAGACCCAACUUGAAGAAUGGGUGUAAGUUUACGGCUGAGGAAGAGAGGGUGGUGAUAGAGUUGCAGGCACAGUUUGGGAAUAAAUGGGCUAAAAUUGCUACGUAUUUGCCUGGAAGGACAGACAAUGACGUCAAGAACUUUUGGAGCAGUAGGCAGAAGAGACUGACUAGGAUUUUGCAGAAUUCGGGCACACCCUCUUCCUCCUCCAAAUCACUCAAAUUGAAAAAGGAAAUCCCUGGCUUUCAUGAUGUUCCACUUAUGGAGGCUUCAAAGUUGAGCUCAUCAAUGGAGGAAUUAUCAUACUCCAAGGGUCAAUCUUGCUCGACAUCCUACCUUGAAAAAUCUCAGACGAGUACUAAAGUGGAGCAAUUCCCAGAACUCGUGAACCCACAGUUGUAUACAGAUGCAAACAUGGCUCAGCUUGAGCUUAUGUCUCGAGGGAAACACCCAUAUGCCGAGACUCGAUCGCAAGUCUUCUUCCCUCAGAUACCGCAGCCCCAACCGUCCCUGACAUUAUCACUAGAAAGCCAGGACCUUUUGGCUAAAUUCGAGGAUCCUUAUUUUUCACAAGUGUUUGCAGAUGUCCCUGAACUAGACAGUGGGAACGUGGAGCAUCCAUUUAGUGGGUUUAGUGCAAAGGAAGAAACUGAUAUCCCCAUGACCCCUGAUGCCUUCUUCCAUGAUUUCCCAGCUGAUAUGUUUGAUCAAAUGGAGCCGCUUCCAAGUCCAUCUGAGUAAACCUAGGAUAAAGCAAAUCUGACUUUUGUUUAACUUUUAACUAGUUUCUUGUUU